CAACCAAUUUGGAUCUUUCGUACCUGCGAGUAUUUUGCCUCCCUGGUGUAAAAAAGGCAGGUAAUCGGUUGCGUGUGCACGAAGAUUAGCGCAGAUGAAAUGGUUUUCCUGGCAGGUUUGAAAUCUCUUCUUCCUUGUGCUGUCAGAACUCUAAUUCGAUCAAAUAAACUUAACAUUAGCAAUACCUCUGGAAUGGCAGAAGGUAAAUAUAAAGGAUUUGUACAGGCAAAUGUUAUAAUUAUGCAUAAAUCUUUUGCUGAUGACUUUGAAAAAUUUUGUCAAGCAAAUGAUGGACCACUUCCCUUGCUGUAUAGAAGUAAGCCAGGGGAAUGGAAGUGUCCUUUCUUGAGCAAUAAUUCUGAUAUAAGAAGUGACUGCUUGCAAUACAAGAAAUAUGAGCAUGGAAUAUCCACAGGAAUUGUGACAAAUCUGAAAGAAUAUUCUGAACAGUUUAAAGACAUGGUGACCUUUUAUCUGGGCUGUAGUUUUACAUUUGAAAAGGCACUCCAGAAAACUGGCAUUCCUGUAAGAAAUGUGGAACAGAAAUGUAAUGUAAGCAUGUACAAGACUGCUGUUCCUUGCUGUGCUAUUGAAUGUUUUCACUGUAAUCUAAUAGUAACUAUGAGAUAUAUACCUCAAGAUAAACUGAAAGAGUGUGUGCAAAUCACCCAUCCAAUGAAAAAAUCACAUGGAGCACCAGUUCACAUUGGCUCUUCUGAUUUAUUAGGAAUUAAAGAUCUAUCCAGUCCAGAAUAUGGUGAUGCAGUACAAGCUAAUCCUGGAGAUGUACCAGUCUUUUGGGCCUGUGGAGUAACAGGAAUAGAAGCCGUCAUCAAUUGUAAAGCUCCACUGGCUUUUACCCAUUCACCUGGUUGCAUGUUUAUCACUGAUUUGGAAGUUGAAGAUGAUGCAUCUGGUAAUGAUAAAGAUCUCCCUGAAGUCUACAGUAUUUCUCAAGAUCCUUUGCAUUAUAGCGUUGCUUCAACAGCAGCUGUAAAGAAAAUUAGAGGCUUAGAAAAUAUAAUAGCAAUAGAUCCAGGGAACAGAGGUGUGAAACAUCUGUUUUCUUGUGAUGAACUUCUGAAGGCAUGCCUGUCGCUUUCCCAUGCAAAAUCAGUGUUGAUUACUACAGGAUUUCCCACCCAUUUCAAUUAUGAGCCACCUGAAGAAAAUGAUGGGCCGCCCGGAGCCAUUGCAAUGGCAGCAAUCUUGAAGGCCAUGGGAAAAAAUGUAGUUCUAGUGACUGAUCAAAGAGCUCUCGAUUUAAAUAGAAAAAUUAUCAAGGAAGCUGUUGAGCAAGAAAUACUGCAAACGCCUGUCCCUGUAAUCAGCUACCAAAGCAAUUCUCAAGAUUCAGCUCUGCAGUUUUUAUGUGAAGAUGGGAAUCCAGAAAAACCAAGAUUUAAUCAUUUGAUAGCAAUAGAACGUGCUGGGAUGGCUGCUGAUGGUAAUUACUACAACGCAAGGAAAGUUAAUAUUAAAUAUUUAGUAGAUCCCAUUGAUGAACUCUUUAUAGCUGCACAAACUCUCCCAGGAAUUACUACUACAGGUAUUGGAGAUGGAGGAAAUGAAUUGGGAAUGGGAAAAGUAAAAGAAGCCACAAAGAAGCACAUUAAAAAUGGAGAUGUCAUAGCUUGUGAUGUGGAAGCUAAUUUUGCAGUUGUUGCAGGUGUUGCCAAUUGGGGAGGCUAUGCAGUUGCUUGUGGACUAUAUAUCCUCAAUACAUGUGAAAUACAUGACCGAUAUCUGAGAAAAGCUGUUGGAUAUCCCAGGUUUUCCAAAUAUAAGAACUGGGCAUCAGCAUUACCUUCUGUGGCUAAGGAAGAAAACAUGCUGAAGAUAUUACAGCAGAAUCAUGUUCGCAGUGGAAUAACUGCAAGUUUGGCAAUGGAAGUGGAUGCUCUGCCAUUCUUUGACAUUCAUUCAAGUUUAAUAGAGAGGCUGCGGGAGGAAACUUUCAAAUAAUAUUCCAUCUCUAACAAUAUGGUAUAGUAAACACAUUUAGUCCAGAAUAUAUAUUACCACUACAUUCCCUGAUCAGAUAUCCUGCCACAAUUUAUUAUUCCAAAUAGUAUGAGGUAGAAGAAUGUGUGAUUGUACAGUAAAUUUCUGGAAUAAUGUCAAUGUAGAAUUAAUACAUUUUUCAGAAUGAUAUCUUUUUUCAAUUAUCUAACUAAAAUGUAUCAACAAUAAAUUAAUCGAGAAUACAUUUUCUUUGAUUUAAACAAGAUUCAUCUGUGCCUCAUUUGCCAGAUGCCCUGUUAAAACGGUAAUAACCCUCCAAAGGAAAGUUGCAGACAGUGUUCUGAAAUACUUUCUUCUCUCCCACAAAAUAAUAGGAAUAGAAGGGGCCCUUAGGCUAUUGAAUUCAACUCUUUGCUCAGGGCAAGCAUCCAAAUUAAAGUCUACCUAGCUUUUCUUGAAUACUUUAGUAUGCGAUUGGUUGCACUGUCAAACUGCUCUUCUUAGGAGGAAAUUCUCAACUUUGAACCAGAGUCUGCCUUCCACUGAGUUAUUACAUGUCUUGUCCUCUAAAAUGAUAAAGAAUGAGUUGUGUCCUUCUCUAUGAUAUUACUCUGUGAUUUCCUUCCAGUAUGAAGAGGGAGGUAGCAUAUUCCCACUCAAUUGUCUUUUUUUCUGAAUAUAUGUAUUCAGUUCUUUCUAUUGAUUCUCAUUGAAUGUAAUUUCUAGUUCCACACUCAAACUUGCUGUCUUUUUCUUGGUGUUUGAGUCCUUGUUAAAGGCCAUGUCCAUGAUAGAAAUAUAAAACUCUUUACAGCAAGAAUCUGUCAGCAAAAAUACUGCCCCCGUUAAAUAUGGUUGUUUAAUCUUUUCUGCCCUUAUACAGGUAGUCCUUGACUUAUGACCACAAUUGGGACUAGAAGUUCCAUAGCUAAGCAAGGUAGUUGUUGUGAGUUUUGCCCAGUUUUAUGGCUUUUUGCCGCAGUUAAGCCAAUCACUGCAGUUGUUAAGUGAAUCACAUGAUUAGUAAGUGAAUCCAGCUUCCAUUUAUUUUGCUUGUCGCAAGCCAGUUGGGUUACUCUCAAAUGGCAGUCAGAUGACCACAAGAUACUACAGCCAUGGCAAAUACAUGCUGGUUGCCAUUGGAAUUUCAAUCACAUGACUGUGAGGAUGCUGCAGUAGUUGUAAAUGCAAGGCCUGGUCAGAAGUUGUCUUUUGCAGUGCACUUAUAUCUUUGAACUAUUGCUAAACAAAAUGGUUGUAAGUUGAGGACCACCUGGACUUGCCUGUUAUUAAAAUUGUGCUGUCUUCCUUGGUGUGUGUGCUCUUCUCUCCUUUGUUAUCGUAAUCUUCCCGUUGUGAAUACUACCAAACCAUGGCAAACAUAUCCAACGCAGUGUGUUUUAACAAAGAAAAGCAGGCCUACUGUAUUUAUUGUGGCAUUUCUAAUUUCAUAUUUGCAUCCAUUCAACUUAGUUCCUAUCUGCCCUUUUCUAUCUUCAAAUAAAUUAGAACAUGUGAAUCCUUGUUACUUUUUAGGCACUUGUGGUACUUUGCAAAAACUGAAAGGUAAAAUUGACUUAAGAUUUUUUUAAAAAUCCUGUUGAAAUAGUUGAAUUCUUGGGCAUUCAGAAUACUUUUCUCUUUCAUGCAGUACCCCUCUGUUCUUCAUCUCAUCCCUUUCUAAAAGCAUCCCUUUUUAUGCCGAGGUGGAUGUUGUGCUUAUGUGAGGUGGAUGAGGUAGAACAACAGAAAGAGAAGUAUCUCAAGAGAAGUAACAGAACUGUUUACAGCUAAAUAUCCUAAUUGUAGAACGGGGGUUUCUUAUCUCAGAAAUGCAGCAUUAAACAAGAGAGUAUAAAUUGGACAGAUACUAACACCAUACUCAAGCUUGGUCUUAGAAAUUAGCAGAUGGGUCAGAGGAGAUGGAGUGGGUGUGUGCAUUAUCAUUGGGGCCUGCGGAAGGCUCUGAGGAGCAGGAGGUCUCAGAGCCAGAUGCAGAGCAGGGCUCAUCUACUCACACUCAGGCAGAGAGACAGCUGUUUUCAGGGCCUGAGCUGAGCAAGGAGGAGGAACAGCUGGGGCCUGUCCAAGAUGCACGUAUGUGCAGAGAAGUACGGAGAGGAGAGCAACACAGGACUGAGGGCCAGCUAUCCAGGAAAAGAAGGAGACGUUAACAAGCCCCUCCUGGGCUGGGAUAUAAGGAGGAGGGGUGUGGGAGGCAUGGUUGUUGGAGACAACCAUUCAUGUUCCAGAAGAGUUCCCUCUGGCUGAUUCUUGCCAGGAUUUCCUUGCCACUAUCCAGGUUGGUCAGGACUCUUUGUGUUGGGAUUGAAGUGCUAACUGACUUUUGGGGAUCUCAGAGACAGCUUGUGAAUCACCUAAGAAUGUGUGACCUGGAGCUUUGUCAGUGAAUGCAUGUAUUCCUGUCUUUCUAAAUAAAAAGGAGUUUUCCCUCAUGAGUAGAGUGUUAAGUGGGGCUCAUGAAGGCUAAGUCAGAUCACAGAGAGCAAAAAAAAAACACCUCUUGGGAUUUGCAAGGUCAAAUGCUAGAAGAGAAAUAGUAAUGAUGCUGGCAAUGACCAGAAAGAAGGAAAUAUAUUAACAACUCACCUCACAGCCUCCAAAACAAUCCAUAAAAAUAUUUUAUAUACAUUUUUUAUUAUGUGAUGACAGAAGUCCACUUACAUUCUGGACUGGGAAUUGGAUAUUUUUGUUAUAGCUCUUGAAGUUAUUUUGAUUUCUGAAUGUAAAUUUAGUAAUUAGUUGUGAUUCUGUAAACUUGUAACUGAGCAUAUUCCAAUGAACUCAAUUAGAUCAAUGAGAUUAAAUUAAAUUACAAAAGGAUGCAAUUUACAACUACUUAAAAUUAAUGUUUUCUGUAAGAAUGCUUAGAAUGGACUUUUGCAAUAACAAAUGCCAAACAUUUGUGUGUUCAUCCUGACUCAAUACUAUUGCAUUCAGAGAAUUUUGCCCCCCUGACUUAAGAAGCACAUUAGGGUUUGAAAUAAAGUGGAGAAAGAACUACUGUAUAAAGAUUCCAAAUACAGCAAAAUGUAACCAAAAGAUAAAUGCAGGUUUAGAUGUUUGGCUUAGUACAGAAUUUUGUUGCAUAAAAUUACUAAUAAACCAUUGAUCUAAACAAA
Molecule: messenger RNA, 5108 nt
Organism: Thamnophis sirtalis
Lineage: Eukaryota; Metazoa; Chordata; Lepidosauria; Squamata; Natricidae
Gene: DGLUCY
Product: D-glutamate cyclase
Biological process (GO): glutamate metabolic process
Molecular function (GO): D-glutamate cyclase activity
Source: RefSeq, a predicted model, not a curated record